AUGUCACAACCAGUGCCAAAACGCAAUCUCUCGCAUCCUCUUAUCAGGCGGAAUGGCGUUCCUAAUACGUUCUUCAGUCGUCUCGUGUUCUCUCUCUCUCGCCUUGCAGACGUUCCACUUCAGUACCAGAUCCUCCGUUAUGGUCUUGGUACUCCUACUAUCGAAGCUUUAGGGGGACAGGUUCUUCUUCCUUACCUCCCCGCUGCGACCCAACAAGGUGCUAUCACCAGCUUCCUUGGUCUCUCGCCGUACCGCACGGUGCUGCUUGCCAUGUCAGUUGGCUCCAUGUUGAAGCAGAACUAUUGGGUUUUGCGGGUUUCACGUGACGAAAUGUCUCCAUUCCAAUCUAUUGGAGUUGGUUUAUUCAACGGGUUCAUGAACUCUCUCAACUCGCUUGUUUUCCUGAACACUGCCACAUCCGCCAUCUCCACGCCUCCUGAAGAGUGGGAUCUUACUUCACCCAGACUAUUGGUCGGAAGCGCGUUGUUUGUGACUGGCAUUGCGUUGGAGUGGAUCUCAGAGGUGCAGAGGAAAGCGUUCAAGGAUGAUCCAAGGAAUCAAGGGAAGGUGUACAUGGAUGGAUUGUUCGGUAUGGCUAGGCAUAUCAACUAUGGAGGAUAUAUGUUGUGGAGGGCUGGAGCUGCAACUGCGGCAGGAGGAUGGACCUUUGGUGCUGUGAUUGGGCUCUUCAAUUUCUUCUUCUUUGAAAGGAGCUCUAUCCCUGAGUUAGAUGAGUAUUGUUCUCUGAGGUAUGACAGAGCAUGGGCAGAGUACAAGCGAAGAGUGCCGUACAAGCUUCUCCCUUAUAUCUGGUGA
This is a messenger RNA of Marasmius oreades (fairy-ring Marasmius), 816 nucleotides long. RefSeq lists its product as uncharacterized. Gene Ontology annotation, cellular component: membrane. Bases 1 to 816 code for a protein of 271 amino acids. The record is from RefSeq and is a predicted model, not a curated record. Lineage: Eukaryota; Fungi; Basidiomycota; Agaricomycetes; Agaricales; Marasmiaceae. The transcript has 2 exons.